AGUGUAGCUCUGCAAGAUCUGCGGAAUAACAGAUACUGAAUGGAUUUGGAUCUGGGAACUGUGCGGGCCACUAAAGCUGGAAACCCAGUGUGAUUGGAUGCAUUCGGUGACAACAUCUGCCUUCUGACAUUACCAUACUGAGUUUCCUUAGGACAUUGCCAUGCUGAAGGUGUCCAUUCAAGUUUGCAAAAACUCUAGCCAUGAAAGGAUGAAGUUGGUCAGUGGUGAUGUUAACAUACAUCCUGCAAUUCAAGCCGUCUUCAGUGAAUAUCAGGAGGUCUAAUGUGCACCAGGACAACAUCUACACCAUCAGGCAGCCAGCAUUUUGCAAAAGAUGUCCAACUACAAGCGUGCAACCUUUGAGGAGGAGGAGGGCGCAGACAUUCCUGUCGAUGGAGCGAUCUCUCCAGACAGCGUGGAGGUGGGCUUUCGGAAGGGUGGUAUACAGUUCUUUGGUCCGAUUGGCCGCAGAACCCAGCUGGAGGUGGUGCUGGCUGGUCUCCUCUUGGCCUCUUUGCUGGCACUGUUUGGAUGUGCGCUCACUCUGGGCGUCCACUACAACAGAGAUCCGUCACGGAAUGUGUGUCUGACAGAGGCAUGCGUGACGGUGGCCAGUAAGAUUGUGGAGUCUCUGGACCGCACCAUUGACCCGUGUCAAGACUUCUACCAGUAUGCAUGCGGGGGCUGGAUUCGCAAGAACCCCCUCCCGGAUGGGCGCUCACGCUGGAGUACCUUUAACAGCAUCUGGGACCAGAACCAGGCUGUGCUCAAACACCUACUGGAGAAUGGCACCUUUAACUCAAGCAGCGAGGCGGAGAAGAAGGCACAGUUUUACUACCUGUCCUGUCUCAACGAGCAGCACAUCGAGGAGCUGGGAGCCCAACCGCUUGUUGACCUCAUCACUAAGACAGGAGGCUGGAACAUCACUGAGCCCUGGGACAAGGAUAACUUCAUGGACGUGCUGAAGACAGUAUCUGGCCCUUACCGAGCUCAGCCCUUCUUCACGGUGGGAGUCAGCGUGGACCCCAAAAACUCCAACAGCAACGUCAUUCAGGUGGACCAAUCUGGGCUGUUCCUCCCCUCUCGGGACUAUUACCUCAACAAGACUAACGAGAAGGUAUUGAAGGCUUAUCUGGAUUACAUGGUGGAGCUGGGCUUGUUGCUAGGAGGAGAUAAGAACUCUACGCUGAGCCAGAUGCAGCAGAUUCUGGACUUUGAGACAGCACUGGCCAACAUCACGGUUCCCCAGGACGAGCGCAGGGACGAGGAGAAGAUUUAUCACAAGAUCACCAUUGCUGAGCUGCAGGCACUUGCCCCUGCUGUGGAUUGGCUGGACUACCUGACCUCUGCCCUUUCACCUCUGGAGCUGAACGACACUGAACCGGUGGUUGUGUAUGCCAGAGAAUAUCUGCAGCAGGUUUCAGACCUCAUCAACAAGACCGACCGCAAUCUGCUGAAUAACUACAUGAUUUGGAAUCUGGUGCAGAAAGGAGCACCUAGCCUUGACCAACGUUUUGAGAAUGCCCAGGACAAACUACUGGAGAGUCUCUAUGGAACCAAAAAGUCAUGUACUCCUCGCUGGCAGACCUGCAUUGGAAAUACAGACGAUACUCUUGGUUUUGCUCUGGGAGCACUCUUUGUUAAAGCCACCUUUGACAAACACAGCAAAGAAAUAGCCGAGGGCAUGAUCAACGAGAUCCGAACCGCUUUCAAAGCCGCACUGGAUGACCUCAGCUGGAUGGAUGAGCAAACACGACAGGCCGCCAAGGACAAGGCUGAUGCCAUCUAUGACAUGAUCGGGUUUCCUGACUUCAUCCUGGACCCCAAGGAACUGGAUGAUGUAUAUGAUGGGUAUGAGGUCUCUGAAGACAACUUCUUCCAGAACAUGCUCAACUUUUACAACUUCUCAGCACGGGUGAUGGCUGACCAACUGCGCAAGCCUCCCAACAAGGACCAAUGGAGUAUGACUCCGCCCACAGUAAAUGCAUACUACAUGCCCACCAAGAACGGCAUUGUUUUUCCUGCUGGGAUCCUGCAGGCACCCUUCUAUGCUCGGGACCACCCUAAAGCGCUGAACUUCGGCGGGAUCGGUGUGGUCAUGGGACAUGAGCUUACUCAUGCUUUUGACGAUCAGGGCCGGGAGUAUGACAAGGACGGGAACCUUAGACCAUGGUGGCAGAAUUCCUCUGUGGAUGCAUUUAAGAAUCGCACUGAAUGCAUGGUGGACCAGUACACUCAGUACACAAUCAAUGGAGAACACAUAAAUGGCAAACAAACCCUGGGAGAGAACAUCGCAGACAACGGAGGCCUAAAGGCGGCUUAUCAUGCAUACAGGUCCUGGGUAAAGACAAAUGGGGAGGAGAAACGACUGCCAGCACUCAACCUGACCAAUGACCAGCUCUUCUUUGUGGGCUUUGCACAGGUGUGGUGCUCCGUACGGACACCAGAAAGCGCUCACGAGGGCCUGAUGACGGACCCGCAUAGCCCACCCAAAUACCGCGUCAUCGGCACGCUGUCCAACUCGCCCGACUUCGCCGAGCAUUUUCAGUGCCCGCUGGGCUCACCCAUGAACUCGGGCCACCGCUGCGAGGUUUGGUAAGGACAGGAAUGUGGUGAGGAGACCCCCACUGACUGCCUUUCUCUUUGACCAGUCAGAGAUGGACGGAUGAACUGUGCCCUCUCCCAAGCACUGGACCGUGUUUCCUUUCUUUUUCUUUUCUCCUUUUAUGGAAUGACACGUUGCUGGAUUGGAAGUGGGUUUGGACAGUUUAGCCCAGAGGCUGGGCGACGCACGGCAGUAUGCCGGCUAACGUUCACCAUGUCCAGCGUUGGAACCGACUGAUUUCUCGCUCCCCUUCUGUGCAGCCCCCAGAGCCCAUGGCCAGCUGUCUUAUUUAUUAUUAGCUGCACUUGAACAUGUUGGGGGCUCCAGUGAGGAAGAGGAACCAUUCAUUCCCACGCUUGUUUUAUUUGUUUGCUUGAUUUGGGUUUGUUUUUUGUUUUGUUU
Messenger RNA from Electrophorus electricus (electric eel), 3007 nucleotides. RefSeq names its product endothelin converting enzyme 2b (gene ece2b). Gene Ontology annotation, biological process: protein processing. Gene Ontology annotation, cellular component: plasma membrane. Lineage: Eukaryota; Metazoa; Chordata; Actinopteri; Gymnotiformes; Gymnotidae. The record is from RefSeq and is a predicted model, not a curated record. Gene Ontology annotation, molecular function: metalloendopeptidase activity.